Molecule: messenger RNA, 1052 nt
Organism: Bursaphelenchus xylophilus (pine wood nematode)
Lineage: Eukaryota; Metazoa; Nematoda; Chromadorea; Rhabditida; Aphelenchoididae
Source: the annotation of a GenBank genome assembly
AUGUUGCUCCAGCGACUUGUUCCUCAAGCGAUAAUUGCUCAUUGCACAAGAGCUUCGUCAACUCAUUUUGGCUUUGAAAAGGUUCCAGAAGAUGAGAAAGCCAGUAGGGGUAUGUUUUCUACCUUAUCAAUAUUAUUUUAGGUGGAACAAACAAUCGUUCUUUGAGUGUUGUAUCAUCAGUUGAGCUCUAAGAUUUUUCUUUUUCAGUUCACACUGUAUUUGUAAAUGUUGCGGAGAAAUAUGACUUGAUGAAUGAUGCCAUGAGUGCUGGGAUUCAUCGGCUUUGGAAAGAUCAUUUUGUUGAACAAUUGGAUGUUCGGAAAGACUGGAAAAUUAUUGACGUCGCUGGAGGGACCGGCGAUAUAGCUUUUCGAAUUGCUCGUAAGACGGCGAAGACUCCCGGAAGUACUGGAGACAUUGUUGUUUGUGACAUCAAUCAGGUCAGUUGUUUAUAGCUUUUUUUGUUGGUUUUUAGGUCUUUGACAAGAUUAUGUCCAUAUAAGGAAGAAUAGAGUAAAACCGAUCCGCUUUUAGAAAAUGUUGGAUGUUGGCCAGUUUCGCGCUUCCCAAGACAAAACCUUGCCAGACAAGUUCCAAUGGAUCUGCGGAGAUGCCGAAAAACUGCCUUUCGCCGACAAUUCCUUUGAUCUCUACACAAUCGCUUUCGGAAUUCGAAAUGUUACACACGUUGACAAGGCGUUAGAGGAAGCUCAUCGAGUCCUCAAGCCAAAUGGCCGUUUCUUUUGCCUUGAAUUUAGCAAAGUUUGCUCUCCUCUAAGGCCGUUUUAUGAUCUGUACAGCUUCAACGUGAUUCCGCAAAUGGGAAGAUUGUUGGCGAAUGACUAUGACAGCUAUAAGUAUCUGGUUGAAAGUAUAAGAAUGUUCCCCGAUCAAGUAGGUUUUAGAUUCCUACAUUUUUUCGCAGAAUUCGACAUAAAUAAUAUACUUUUUAGGAGAAAUUCAGCGAGAUGAUACGAACUGCUGGUUUCAAGAACAUUACUUACCAAAACUUGUCGUUUGGUGUCUGCGCUGUCCAUUCAGGAAGAAAAUAG